AUGUCUGCAGGUGGGAAUGGAAGCCUUUCGAAUACCGUUGGAGCACUGAUGAUACUCAGGCGAGCCUCUGUCGAGGCCUGCCUCCAGUACGGUCUGAAACGACGUGCUCUGGGCCUGUUCCGCGAGAGUUCCACACUGGCGCUGGUGCAUCGGAUCUCGAAGACGUGUUCUGCCGCCAGCCAGACAGUCGGCCGUCUGGGUUUCUACGAGGCCGCCUUGGAGGGGCAUCCGACCGUGCAAGGCGCAAACGGACACGUCUUCGGUUGUUCGGCGGCUCCUUCUCUGGGCAUGACGGCGUCCUCCAUGUCGUCCCCACCGGCUUCGGUACCGACUAGCCCUCCUUGCCCGAUAUCCGGACCCGUUGCAUCAAUCAGCGAGAUUGGGGUCGGGCUGACCUCCUUUUUCACCUCCUCCCAGACUUCCCUGCUGCCCUCGGGGGGCACCGGCAAAAGUGGAACUUUUGGCGCCCUCUUCCCAGAGGCUUCACGGUGGGCAGCUUUUUUGGCUUAUCCUUUUUUUAUAUGUGAAUAG
Messenger RNA from Protopolystoma xenopodis, 531 nucleotides. NCBI's taxonomy places the organism in Eukaryota, Metazoa, Platyhelminthes, Monogenea, Polystomatidea, Polystomatidae. The record is from the annotation of a GenBank genome assembly.